UCUACAGCCCGAUGCUGCGAUGUGGAAGAAGGAAAAGGAAAGGGGAGUCUCCGUUCAGCGGGUCGACAUCGCUGGGAGAGGCGCUGCCACCAUCCCCACCGCGCGCCCCGUCCGAACCCGACCGCGCAAAGCAAUGAGCUUUCGCCGGCCCCAGCCCCCGCUAUUUAUCCGAACGCCAGCGCUCCGCCCCUCGCUCCCCAGGCCAACCAGAGCCCCCGUCGCGGUCGGAGUGACAGACACUGCCCGCCCCAGAGUCAUCUGUCCGUCCAAUCAGACCAAGGCGGUUCCUUUGUCCUAUUCAAAUAACGAACGGACCCAGGGCCGCUGCCGGCGCCGCAGUCAGCGCUGCCUGGAAUGUUCUCAGGAGAGAGGGUUGGAGCUGCUGGAGCCCGGAAGGCUGAACCUGCAGCUGCCCCUUGUCCAGGACCGCAAUGGCUGUAAGAGACAUACACCCUACCCCCUCCACGCUCCUCUGCUUGCAAAAAUAAACAAAGAGAAACAAAGCCACAGCUAUUCUUUCCUUCCCUUCCGCGACACAGCCCUCCAGGCUCCCUAUGGAGCUGUUACUGAGCGCUCACCUGCGCGGCGGCUCCUCCCCUUCCCCGGCCGCUCAGUCUCACCUGCGGCAGGUGUGUGCGCGCGCCCCCUCCCGCGCUCUCCUCGCAAGGAGGUUCCCGCCCACGGGCACGUGACCUGCCCCUUCGGCGAUCCCCCGCAUGACACCUGCACUGACAGAAGCUCGCACAGGUUCGGCUUUCUCUCGAGGCCCUGUUUUCGAGUGUGCAAGAGUCAUAUCCAUUUCCUUGGAUGUCAUUGAUUCUUAGGAGUGGGAGCAUCAUCCUUGAAGAAACAGGAAACAAAAAUCUUUGUGGCUACCUACCACUGUUGUAAAUGAGUGUUAUCUAAAAUCUCAGAAUUCCCAAUGAUUGUAGGAUCAUAGAUGUAGAGCUUGAAGGGACUUUGGAGGGCAGCUAGGCCAACCUUCUAAUUUUACAGAUGAGAAAACUAGGGCCCAAAGAGGUUAUGUGACUUGCCCAGAGUCACACAAGCAGUAGGGAGUAGAGUGGGGAUUUACAUGGCAUUGUAUAAUCUCCCUUGAUAACCUAUAUCUGUUCACAAUUCAGUUCAACAGGCAUUUAUUAAGUGCCUUCUGUGAGCCAGGCAUUAGGCCCCUCCACUAAAGAAAUAUGUUGUAGAAUUUCUCUGCUAUGAAAAACCUGGGAAGACUUACAUGAGCUGAUGCAAAGUGAACUGAGCAGAGCUAGGAAAUCGUUGUAUACAGUGAUAGUAGUAUUGUAUGAUGAUCAACUGUGGAUGAUUUAU
This is a messenger RNA of Phascolarctos cinereus (koala), 1323 nucleotides long. The record is from RefSeq and is a predicted model, not a curated record. NCBI's taxonomy places the organism in Eukaryota, Metazoa, Chordata, Mammalia, Diprotodontia, Phascolarctidae.